This is a messenger RNA of Bipolaris oryzae ATCC 44560, 648 nucleotides long. RefSeq lists its product as uncharacterized. Bases 1 to 648 code for a protein of 215 amino acids. Lineage: Eukaryota; Fungi; Ascomycota; Dothideomycetes; Pleosporales; Pleosporaceae. The transcript has a single exon. The record is from RefSeq and is a predicted model, not a curated record.
AUGGCGAAACAGCUGUCGGCGCAGCUAUCUCACAAAAGCGCAUUAGUACUGCUGCCUCCGUCACGCAUCACUGCGCCAAUCGAAGCAGUACGACGUGUCUACGACAAGCAGUUUCUACGAUGGCCUCCGCAUAUCAACUUGCUGUACCCUUUUCUAGCAUCACCCUCCGAGUCUGGCAAACUCAAGCACGACAUUCACAUCCGAAUUGAACAAGUAGCCCGCACCAUACCCCCUUUUCAUAUGUCACUCGAGUCGGACCAACCCGGUGUCUUUCACCAUAACCUCAAGAACAAGACCGUUUGGCUGGGCCCCACCACUUACAGUAAUAUCCGAGAGCUUCAGGCAGCUUUACACUCCAAAUUCUCUGUAAAUGGAGUUGACCGAGACCGCCGGCCUUUCAUGCCCCAUCUUUCUGUAGGAAAAGCACAAAGCCAGGGUGGCGUAGACAAGAUCAGCGUAGAGAUUGCAAAGAGCAUUUCCGAGUUCCUCACACACAAUGCAGAAAAAGAUGACAAACCCACUGCCCUGGAUUGGUAUGUCGAUAGAGUUCAUGUUCUUGAACGCAAAGAUGAAAAGGAUCGCUUCAAGAUUAUUGGCACUAUAUCAUUAGGGGAACCUUACACAGGGGUGGAGCAGGCGACAAAUUGA